This is a messenger RNA of Aspergillus luchuensis, 555 nucleotides long. RefSeq lists its product as uncharacterized. The coding region runs from base 1 to 555 and encodes 184 amino acids. The transcript is spliced from 2 exons. NCBI's taxonomy places the organism in Eukaryota, Fungi, Ascomycota, Eurotiomycetes, Eurotiales, Aspergillaceae. The record is from RefSeq and is a predicted model, not a curated record.
AUGUCUGACACCUUGCUUGAUAUCCGUCGUGCUGGCGUCGAGGCCAAAAGGGCUCACGACCACAAGGCCAAGUGGGCGUACGGCAGCCGUUCUACCCUGCCUCGUUAUAGCCAAGCUGUCCACUCUCAUGUCUUGCACAAGGCUAGGCCGAGGUUGCCAGCGACUCAUUACACAACCUUGACACGCCAGAUGCGGUUCCAGCGAAAGGCUGAAACCAACCAUCAUCUCAGCGACGCCAAGAUCGCCCUGCGCGCUGACGUCCGUGAGGCUCUCGACAGUGGAACGUCGGAUUCUUCCAGCGAUGAUAUCGAUGACCCUGCCGCGGCGGAGAAGAUUAUCGAUGAUGCUGAGGGGAAGGAUACGCUGCGUGACUAUGAUGUGGCGGGCCAGACUAUACUCUCUGAUGCUGUGAGCAAGGCUGUCGAGAAGUUCGAGACGAAGGAGACAGAGCGGAUUGUCAAGGAGUACGAGAUGAUCUCUUAUGAGGGUGAGACUGCCCUGGGCUACAUGGCUGACGACGAUGACUUUGAGCUGGUCGAUCGGAUCAAGCUAUGA